Messenger RNA from Lathyrus sativus (Indian pea), 1887 nucleotides. Lineage: Eukaryota; Viridiplantae; Streptophyta; Magnoliopsida; Fabales; Fabaceae. The record is from the annotation of a GenBank genome assembly.
AUGAAUCCUCUUUUUCGAAACCAAAUGUCUUUCUAUUCCAUUUCUAAAACACGACAAACCUCAACAACACUUUCAUCACUCUUCAACCUCUUCACUGUUUCUCCAUCCUCCUAUCACUCAUCAGCCAUCCAACAAUUCGAUUACUGUUCUCCGUCACAAACCAGCUACGGUUAUUCUUCACUACUCCAAUCAUGUAUCGAUUCCAAGGCGUUAAACCAAGGGAAAGAGCUCCAUGCUCAAUUGUGCCAUUUGGGUAUUGCUUACAAUGAAGGCUUGGCCACUAAACUUGUCCAUCUUUAUGCGGUUUCCAAUUCUCUUCCUAAUGCACGUAACCUGUUUGGCAAAAUUCCCAAACGGAAUUUGUUUCUGUGGAAUGUUUUGAUUCGGGGUUAUGCAUGGAAUGGACCCCAUGAUACUGCUAUAUUGCUAUACCAUGAGAUGCUUGAUUAUGGGCUCAAGCCGGAUAAUUUUACUUUACCGUUUGUUCUUAAAGCUUGCUCAGCACUUUCUGCAAUUGGAGAGGGAAGAGGCAUCCAUGAGUAUGUGAUUAAAAAUGGGUGGGAGAGGGAUGUUUUUGUAGGCGCGGCUCUUAUUGACAUGUAUGCCAAAUGUGGUUGUGUAACGGAUGCCGGUCAUGUGUUUAAUAACAUUGUUGAGAGAGAUGCCGUGUUGUGGAAUUCUAUGCUUGCAACUUAUGCUCAAAAUGGACACCCUGAGGAAUCGCUUUCUCUUUGCCGUGAGAUGGCAGAAGCGGGUGUGAAACCUACCGAGGCAACUCUUGUGACUGUUGUUUCGUCUUCGGCUGAUAUUGCUUGUCUCCCUUAUGGGAGGGAAAUCCAUGGAUUUGGUUGGAGACAUGGAUUUCAAUCCAAUGAUAAGGUUAAAACCGCUUUGAUUGAUAUGUAUGCAAAAUGUGGUUCUGUGAAGGUUGCACGUGCUUUGUUUGAGCGGCUUUGGGAGAGAAGAGUUGUUUCCUGGAAUGCAAUUAUUACUGGUUAUGCAAUGCACGGUCUUGCUGUUGAAGCUUUGGACUUGUUUGAAAAAAUGAGGAAGGAGGCUCGUCCAGAUCAUAUAACGUUUGUUGGUGUUCUUGCGGCUUGCAGUCGAGGGCGUUUGUUGGAUGAAGGACGGGCCUUGUACAACUUGAUGGUGAGGGAUUAUGGUAUCAAUCCUUCAGUUCAACAUUAUACAUGCAUGGUUGAUCUUCUUGGUCACUGUGGUCAACUGGAUGAGGCGUAUGAUCUUAUAAGACAUAUGAGUGUUAAGCCGGAUUCUGGUGUAUGGGGUGCUUUGCUGAACUCAUGCAAAAUCCACGGGAAUGUGGAGUUGGCUGAAUUAGCUUUAGAGAAACUAAUUGAGCUUGAGCCAGAUGAUUCUGGCAAUUAUGUGAUUUUGGCUAAUAUGUAUGCUCAAUCAGGCAAGUGGGAAGGAGUGGAAAAAUUGAGACAGAUAAUGAUUGACAAAGGAAUAAAGAAAAACAUUGCUUGUAGUUGGAUUGAAGUAAAGAACAAAGUGUACGCAUUUCUUGCAGGAGAUGUUUCACACUCAGAUUCUGAUGCAAUAUAUGCAGAGUUGAAGAGGUUAGAAGGACUAAUGCAUGAAGCUGGAUAUGCCCCGGAUACAGGAUCUGUUUUCCAUGAUGUGGAGGAAGAUGAGAAGACGAGUAUGGUAUGCAGUCACAGUGAAAGACUAGCUAUUGCAUUUGGACUCAUAAGUACAUCACCAGGAACCCGGCUUUUGAUAACAAAGAAUCUCCGAAUUUGUGAGGACUGUCAUGUCGCAAUUAAGUUCAUCUCAAAGAUUACAGAGAGGGAAAUUACUGUAAGAGAUGUUAAUCGCUAUCAUCAUUUUAAGCAUGGCAUGUGUUCAUGUGGUGAUCAUUGGUGA